GCGCCUAAAUGUUGUCGACGCGGCGGUUGCGGGAGGCUCACCAUAAGCCAGUCAAGCUCCAUCUUCUCUUGACCUUCAACCAGCAAUUGACCAAACAACCAAUGCAAUGACAAGCUCAAUCCAAGCCCCUCGAAGGGCCACCACCUUGAUCUUCUCACUCCACCAACAGUCCUUCCGCCCCCUCUCCCAGCGACACCAAAUUCUACGUGCCAGCACCUUCAGAUCCUACUCAACUCAACCACCCUCCGAGAAUGUCGACGAAAAGACAAAAGAGCUUCCUCCCAAGGAACCCUCCCAACCAGACGAAGAUGGUAUCAAUGGUCCCAUCUCCACUCUACCUCCUCCCUUGAACCUCCCCGAGAAGGGCAACCGCUCUACACCCGGCCACCUCUUCCAAAUCGGUCGCGCAUACGGCAAAUUCUACUGGACGGGCGUAAAAGCAACAUGGGCGAAUCACAAGCGCGCAAAAGCACUGAAGACACGAAUCAUCGCCACAAACCGUGCUUGUGGUCUGCCAAAUAUGCCUAGACCAUUACUCGCUCACUUGGAGUUCUACUAUGAGAAUGACGGCAAGGGAAAAUUGACACGGACGGACUUCCAACUGCUCAUGAGAGAGCAAUACGAUUUCAGAAAGUUGCCGCCAUUUGCAUUGAUGGUUGCACUGUUUGGAGAGUGGUUACCGCUGAUUGUGCCGUUUGUGCCUUCUGCCGUUCCACGCACCUGUCGCAUUCCAAAGCAAAUCGAGGACAUGAGAAAAGGUGUCGAAGAGAGGAGAAAGAAAUCUUUCCGCGAGGGCUUGUCGACACCAAAGCCUGCAGAGAGCAGUGAUGAUGCUAUGCCUACCAGUGCUGCUGGAGGCAAGAAGGCUCUCCCAAGACUCUAUGUUUCUAUGCGCACCGCACAGCAUAUCGUCAAGAUGGGUAAACCACAAAUGAUGCAUGUCUCGAGAGCUCUGGGCAUAGGAGGAAGACUUUUCGACAGCUUGGGCGUUUCACAUCCUCUUUUUCCCGUCAAGUUGAUGAGGCAUUUGGGUUAUUUGCACAUUGACGAUGAGUUGCUGUUGAAGGAUUGGGUCUUGAGCCAUCUCACGCUGAGCGAGGAGGAAACUCGCAUAGCCUGUGAGGACCGUGGUAUUGAUGUUGUAGGCAGAGGACAGAGUGAGAUGAAGGAAGAUCUGGGCAAGUGGCUUGAAGGCAGAAAGAGAGACACUGGCGACUACGCAGAGAUCCUGAAGAUGCUGUUCACGAGGUAAGUCUGUUCUUUUCCUGCUCAGACUGAGUUGUGCUAACUGAACAUUACAGACCUAAUGUUUGGGGUCAAGCUCGCAUCGAAGCACCAGAGUCGACUAAUUGAGCUGACCAUUCGAAUCGCCCAACAUGAAUGUUCAUAAUGACUGUACAGUAACAAAAAUGCUCAGCGUAGACGAAUACACCGCAUCCAAUCCAGACCAUUCAAUCGUGCUUCCCCCCUGAUCUAUAUCACGU
Aureobasidium subglaciale EXF-2481 is the source of this 1484-nucleotide messenger RNA. RefSeq lists its product as uncharacterized. Gene Ontology annotation, cellular component: mitochondrial inner membrane. The coding region runs from base 107 to 1252 and encodes 381 amino acids. The record is from RefSeq and is a predicted model, not a curated record. The transcript has a single exon. NCBI's taxonomy places the organism in Eukaryota, Fungi, Ascomycota, Dothideomycetes, Dothideales, Saccotheciaceae. Gene Ontology annotation, molecular function: ribosome binding. Gene Ontology annotation, biological process: intracellular monoatomic cation homeostasis.